Silurus meridionalis is the source of this 2185-nucleotide messenger RNA. RefSeq names its product pre-mRNA processing factor 19 (gene prpf19). The record is from RefSeq and is a predicted model, not a curated record. Gene Ontology annotation, biological process: mRNA splicing, via spliceosome; DNA repair; protein ubiquitination. The transcript has 16 exons. Gene Ontology annotation, cellular component: cytoplasm; Prp19 complex; U2-type catalytic step 1 spliceosome. NCBI's taxonomy places the organism in Eukaryota, Metazoa, Chordata, Actinopteri, Siluriformes, Siluridae. Gene Ontology annotation, molecular function: protein binding; ubiquitin protein ligase activity. Bases 197 to 1714 code for a protein of 505 amino acids.
UCCAUUUUGAGCGCUCGCUGCUACCAACGUGUUCCGGCUGUGGGCAUGUAUGUAUGAAGCUCGAGCCGUGUUAAAGAUUAGCGUAUUUCGGUUCAGCUUUUUGGGGGAUUGAUAUCGAAAUUCGACAUUAUCUUUUGCAGGAGUUGUUUUUCUUUUGCAUGAAUUAAAAGGCCAGAGACUCGACCGCUCGCCCGACAUGUCUUUGAUUUGCGCAAUUUCAAACGAGGUCCCGGAGCACCCGUGCGUCUCUCCGGUCUCCAACCAGGUAUUUGAACGGCGCCUCAUCGAGAAAUACAUCGCGGAGAACGGAGCAGAUCCUAUUAACGGCCAGCCUUUGUCCGAGGAGCAGCUUGUUGACAUCAAGGUUUCCCACCCCAUUCGACCGAAGGCGCCGUCUGCCACCAGUAUCCCUGCCAUUCUAAAAUCACUUCAGGAUGAGUGGGAUGCAGUGAUGUUGCACAGUUUCACACUGCGGCAGCAGUUGCAGACAACACGCCAGGAGCUGUCACACGCACUCUACCAACACGAUGCCGCAUGCAGGGUCAUCGCUCGUCUCACUAAAGAGGUCACUGCUGCCAGAGAGGCCUUGGCCACUCUAAAACCUCAAGCUGGAUUGGUCGCUCCGCAGGUUGCUCCUGCUUCUCAGCCCUCAGCCGUGGGUGUUGGUGGUGAGCCUAUGGAGGUCAGCGAACAGGUGGGAAUGACUCCAGAGAUCAUCCAGAAGCUACAAGACAAGGCCACUGUCCUGACCACCGAAAGAAAGAAGAGAGGAAAGACGGUGCCAGAAGAACUGGUCAGAGCCGAGGAUCUCAACAAGUAUCGCCAAGUGGCCUCCCAUGCUGGUCUCCACAGUGCCAGCAUCCCUGGAAUCCUUGCUCUGGAUUUGUGUCCCACAGACACCAACAAAGUGCUCACAGGUGGAGCGGAUAAGAAUGUGGUGGUGUUUGACCGCAGAGAGGAGCAGAUUGUGGCCACUCUCAAAGGCCACAGCAAAAAAGUCACCUCUGUCAUUUACCACCCAUCCCAGUCCCUGGUGUUUUCCGCAUCCCCGGACAGCACCAUCCGUGUGUGGUCUCUCGCAGCUGGAAACUGUGUGCAGGUGGUUAGAGCUCAUGAGGGAGGAGUUACUGGCCUCUCCCUGCAUGCUACUGGAGAUUACCUGCUCAGUUCCUCUGAGGAUCAGUACUGGGCCUUCUCUGAUAUCCAAACUGGUCGUGUUCUCACCAAAGUCACCGAUGAGACAGCAGGAUGUGCACUGACUUGUGCUCAGUUCCACCCUGACGGCCUGAUUUUCGGCACUGGUACAGCAGACUCUCAGAUUAAGAUUUGGGAUCUUAAGGAGCGCACCAAUGUGGCCAACUUCCCCGGUCACUCUGGCCCAGUCACUGCCAUCGCCUUCUCUGAAAACGGAUACUACCUUGCCACUGGGGCUCAGGAUAGCUCCCUGAAGCUGUGGGAUCUGAGAAAGCUGAAGAACUUCAAGACAAUUACUUUGGAUAAUAAUUAUGAGGUGAAGUCUCUAGUGUUUGAUCAGAGUGGAACAUAUCUGGCUGUUGGAGGGUCUGAUAUUCGAGUCUACAUUUGCAAGCAGUGGUCUGAGGUUCUAAACUUUGCCGAUCACCAAGGUUUGGUGACAGGAGUGGCAUUUGGGGAGCAUGCUCAGUUCCUGUCCUCUACUGGCAUUGACAGAAGCCUCAAGUUCUACAGUCUGUAGGACACAGAAGAAACUAAUAAAAUGAGAAAUCGGAGAAAUGACAGCUACGCUCUAGUCCAUGAUUCAUUCUAGUGUUUAAGGAGAAUACCAUGAGCCGUAGAACCCAUAAAAAAAAUGCAAACGGGACAAUAGUCUCUUGCUUGCGGAUGAAGAUGGAUACGAAAAUAUUUACAUAUUCAAUACCUUGUUGUGAUAAGUGAACUUGGUUAACACAUUCUCUGCUGUUUGGUAAUCAGUCAUAUGACCGUUUCCUCAUGAGAACUACUUCUGCUUAAAGAUUUUUUAGUAGUUAAAAAUUUUGUUCUCAUUUCUAUUUUUUUUUUUUUUUUCCUGCUCUGUAUUUGUAGAGCUCUUUCUUCAUUUCUGGGUUAGUGGUGUAGGUUUCUUGUGCCUAUUUUUUUUUUUUUGUAACCUGCCAGGAGCUGAAAACAUUAAUGCAAAUUAGAUUUCAAUAAAGAAUCGUUUUUUUAA